Messenger RNA from Brassica napus (rape), 1329 nucleotides. RefSeq lists its product as uncharacterized. The coding region runs from base 120 to 644 and encodes 174 amino acids. The record is from RefSeq and is a predicted model, not a curated record. The transcript has 4 exons. Lineage: Eukaryota; Viridiplantae; Streptophyta; Magnoliopsida; Brassicales; Brassicaceae.
ACGAUAAUCAUGCCCUAAUGAGUUGUGUGAUAGGUUCUUAACGCCAAGUCUUGAGUUAUAUAACAAGACUAACAAGUCAUCUUCUAUACAAAGGGAGAGAAAAAUAUUUUGGAGGAACAAUGGCAACAACAAGACAGAUCGUGGAACAGCCACAAUCGCCACUUAUUCAACGCAUCAAGAGCUCGGGGACCAUAAGCAUCAAUGGAAGCCCUAUGAAUGAUGACAAAGAAGAGGAGUUUUCACGCUCUUCUUUGGCUUUGUUUAAGGCAAAAGAAGAUGAAAUUGAGAGGAGGAAGAUGGAGGUUAGGGAUAGAGUCCAGUCAAAGCUUGGACUCGCUGAGGAAGCUACUAGGAGACUAGCCGAUAUUCGGGAAGAGCUGGAAUCUCUAACCGAUCCAAUGCGAAAGGAGAUAUCUGCGAUAAGGAAAAGAGUCGAUGCUAUUAACCGGGAACUCAAGCCUUUAGGACAGAGCUGUCAGAAAAAGGAGAAGGAAUUCAAAGAAGCACUUGAAGCUUACAAUGACAAGAACAAAGAGAAAGCUAUGUUUGUUAGCAAGUUAGUUGAGCUUGUUACUGAAAGUGAGAAACUGCGAAUGACAAAGCUUGAGGAACUCAGCAAAAGCAUUGACAUUUCGUUACACUAAUUAACACCAAGAUGAUGACAAUUAAAGGUUUCAAGAAAUCAGCCAGCUUUGCUACUUACUUCUGCACUUUUCUAAUUGUUUUGCUUGUCUUUGUGAUGAUGUCUUAUUUCUUGAUUUAGCAGAGAAGUAUAUUCAAACAUUGUAAGUCUACAACGUCAGCAAUAGAAUAUACUAAUGAUAACUUCAUAAAUAUGCCUCCCUCAUGUCUCUUUGCCUUAUUUAGGUUUUCAAUUGUUUUCUGUGUUGGCAAUGUCUUUUGCUACUUUGCUAAGACCUUGAAGCCACUACUUGUCUGUAUCGUCUUCAUCAUCAGGCAGGCAGAUACAAUCUUGGAGGGAUGAGCUCUAUGAACUUAUCUAAAGAUUCAGAAUGCCCAAGAAUCAUCACGGGAUUCAUAAUGAAAAAUGGAGUGAUCUGAUUUAAGAUCAAGAUUCAUUUUUAAUGUAGCCAAAAACCAAUCACAAUCAGAAUAAUCCCUUUUCAAAAAAAAAAAUUACAAGAAUAGACAGUUAAGAAAUUAUCCAUCCUGAAAAUAGAUAUUCAAAGUUAAAUAAAUCUUACUGCAAGAAGAACCCUAACCAACCAAGUUGCUUUGUCUAGCGGUAUAGGAGCUCCAGCUGGAGUGCCCGCCCCUGGGUUCGAGCCUUGGCCACUGCGGAAUUUACAUGUGGGCUGCAGCACCCGA